This is a messenger RNA of Fraxinus pennsylvanica, 1320 nucleotides long. NCBI's taxonomy places the organism in Eukaryota, Viridiplantae, Streptophyta, Magnoliopsida, Lamiales, Oleaceae. The record is from the annotation of a GenBank genome assembly.
AUGAAGAAAUGGGUUUUCACUGUGCUUUUUUCCUUCGUAUUUUGCGUGAGGAUUGAAGCGUUCAAGUUCCAUAAAACCCAACAAACUGAGAGAAUAUCGGGUAGUGCUGGUGAUGUCUUGGAAGAUGAUCCAGUUGGAAGGUUAAAAGUUUUUGUUUAUGAGCUGCCUAGCAAAUACAACAAAAAAAUUCUGCAAAAGGACCCACGAUGCCUGACUCAUAUGUUUGCUGCUGAGAUUUACAUGCAUCGGUUCCUUCUAUCAAGCCCAGUUCGAACCCUUAAUCCUGAGGAAGCAGAUUGGUUCUACACACCUGUAUAUUCCACCUGCGACCUUACACCAAAUGGUCUCCCUUUACCAUUCAAAUCGCCACGUAUGAUGAGGAGUGCUAUACAGCUUAUUUCUUCCAACUGGCCUUACUGGAAUAGGACUGAGGGGGCUGAUCACUUCUUCAUUGUGCCACACGAUUUUGGGGCAUGCUUUCACUAUCAAGAAGAAAAGGCUAUUGAAAGAGGGAUUCUUACAUUGCUCCAACGUGCUACCUUGGUUCAAACUUUUGGACAACGAAACCAUGUUUGCUUAAAGGAUGGUUCCAUCACAAUUCCUCCAUACGCUCCUCCACAGAAAAUGCAAACCCAUUUGAUUCCUCCAAGCACUCCUAGGUCCAUCUUUGUUUACUUCCGAGGAUUGUUUUAUGAUGUGGGGAAUGAUCCAGAAGGUGGUUACUAUGCAAGAGGUGCACGAGCAUCAGUGUGGGAGAAUUUUAAGAACAAUCCUUUGUUCGACAUCUCAACCGAGCACCCAACUACGUACUAUGAAGACAUGCAGAGAGCUGUUUUUUGCCUUUGUCCACUUGGAUGGGCUCCAUGGAGUCCGAGAUUGGUAGAAGCAGUUAUAUUUGGUUGCAUCCCUGUUAUCAUAGCAGAUGAUAUUGUCUUGCCAUUUGCUGAUGCAAUUCCAUGGGAAGAUAUCGGAGUAUUUGUAGCUGAGAAAGAUGUUCCUAAGUUGGAUACAAUUCUCACUACGAUUCCCAUUGAAGAAAUUUUGAGGAAACAGAGAUUACUUGCCAACCCUUCGAUGAAACAAGCUAUGUUAUUCCCGCAACCUGCUCAAUCAAGGGACGCCUUCCAUCAGAUUCUGAAUGGCCUUGCUCGUAAGUUGCCCCAUGAUAGGAGUGUGUACUUGAAGCCAGGCGGUAAGGUCCUGAACUGGACAGCAGCUCUAGGCUCUGUUGUUUUUGCCAAGAGACUGGUGAAUCUUGAAAUUUACUGUUUCAAAUCAGCAAGGAGAAUGUUCUCUCCAUUGCAGCAAAAUUCACACUGA